This is a messenger RNA of Malurus melanocephalus (red-backed fairy wren), 2896 nucleotides long. It is a transcript of the gene DGKE, whose product is annotated as diacylglycerol kinase epsilon. The record is from RefSeq and is a predicted model, not a curated record. The transcript has 11 exons. Bases 218 to 1882 code for a protein of 554 amino acids. Lineage: Eukaryota; Metazoa; Chordata; Aves; Passeriformes; Maluridae. Gene Ontology annotation, molecular function: ATP-dependent diacylglycerol kinase activity.
GGCCGGCGCUGCGCAAGGCCCGGGCGGGCGGCGGAGGAGCCCCGGCCGGAACCCUGCCGUCGGCCCGAUGUGGCGCGGGUCGGUGCCGAGCCCUGAGGAGGGAUUAAAAGAUGGUUCAUGAAGCUGCGAGUUGGCUCCCUAGGCGAAGGGGCCGUUCCGGGGCUCGCCCCGCCGCCUGGCCGAGAGGUGCGAGGGGUUAGGCCGGGGAGGAGCGGGGAUGGAGGGCUCGGGCGAUGCCUCCCGGGCCGUGGCCGACUGGCGCCUGGCCGUGGGGACCCUGUGCUCCGUGCUCCUGCCCGUGCUCAUCACGGCGUGGUGCAGCUUCCAGCGGUCCCGGCGGCAGCUGCUGAUACGGGACAUCUUCCGUAAAAGCAAACACGACUGGCACUACACGGACCUCUUCGGGCAGCCCUCGUACUGCUGCGUGUGCUCCCAGCACAUCCUCCGCGGCGCCUUCUGCGGCUGCUGCGGGCUGCGCCUCUGCGAGAGCUGCCUCAAGAAGGCGGACCGGCGCUUCCUCUGCAAGGAGAUCAUGAUGAGGGGCACCGGCGGAGCCCCCAGCUCCAUGCCGCACCACUGGAUCAGGGGCAACGUCCCCCUCUGCAGCUGCUGCAUGGUCUGCAAACAACAGUGCGGCACACAGCCCAAGCUCUGCGACUACAGGUGUGUAUGGUGUCAGUACACUGUGCAUGAYGAAUGCAUGAUGGAUUGUUUGAGGACUGAGGAUUGUACAUUUGGAGAAUUCAAAGAUUUAAUUAUUCCACCCUAUUAUUUGUCUACAAUCAACCAGAUGCGUAAAGAGAAAAGAACAAGUUAUGAAAAGGUGGUCCCUUACAGCAGCAAACACUGGAUGCCAGUGAUUGUGCUGGCUAACACUCGCAGUGGAAACAACAUGGGGGAAACUUUACUGGGAGAAUUYAAAAUGCUGCUGAACCCCGUUCAGGUUUUUGAUCUCAGCAAAAUUACACCUGCUAAAGCACUCCAGCUCUGCACUUUGCUGCCUUGCAAUGCUGUCAGGGUUCUGGUCUGUGGUGGGGAUGGCACAGUGGGCUGGGUCCUGGAUGCAAUUGAUGAAAUGAAGAUAAAGGGGCAAGAACGAUAUAUUCCACAAGUUGCAAUUUUACCYCUGGGAACAGGGAAUGACCUGUCUAAUACACUGGGCUGGGGUGCAGGUUAUGCUGGAGAAGCCCCUGUAGAGCAGAUCUUACGAAAUGUCAUGGAGGCAGAUGGAGUCCAACUAGACAGAUGGAAGGUUCAAGUAACAAACAAAGGAUACUACAACUUAAGGAAACCAAAGGUAUUCACAAUGAAUAACUACUUCUCUAUAGGACCUGAUGCUCUCAUGGCUUUAAAUUUCCAUGCCCAUCGUGAGAGAACUCCCUCUCUGUUUUCCAGCAGAAUUAUCAAUAAGGCUGUUUAUUUUUUUUAUGGAACCAAAGACUGCUUAGUACAAGAAUGUAAGGAUCUUAACAAGAAAGUUGAGCUAGAGUUGGAUGGUGAGAGGAUCGAGUUGCCCAAUUUGGAAGGCAUCAUUGUGCUGAAUAUUGGAUACUGGGGAGGUGGCUGCAGGCUCUGGGAAGGAAUGGGGGAUGAACCUUACCCCUUGGCRAGACAUGAUGAUGGACUUCUGGAAGUUGUUGGUGUWCAUGGUUCUUUCCACUGUGCCCAGAUCCAGGUGAAGCUGGCAAAUCCUGUGCGCCUGGGGCAGGCACACACAGUGAGGCUGAUCCUGAAGAGCUCCAAGAUGCCGAUGCAGGUGGAUGGGGAGCCCUGGGCACAGGGGCCCUGCACUGUCACCAUCACUCACAAGACCCACGCGAGGAUGCUGUACCACUCKGGGGAGCAGACAGAUGAUGAUGAUGCCUCCAGCCUGUCAGAGUGACACCAGAGCAGGGGGAUAAACACCUGGAGAUUUGGUGGSAUUUCACUGAGGAACUUCAGCUUGUUAAAACACCGAGGACGCCUGAUCUUAGAUUAAGGUUUAUGCCCUAAGGUUCRUACUUGUGAAUGAACUAGAGCUGAGGAAAAAGCCAUGCUUUCRCACCCAUGGAAACUUUCACAGCUGAAUUGCCACCACUGGUUUGCUUUUAGGUUGGUGGGGAUGGCCUCCAGCCUUUCCAGAUGGUGUGUUCCUCUAAUGGCUGAAAGGGGACAGAUGCUGCAGCCCUUCCUUUCUGUGGAAUCAGACCUUCUGCAAAUACCCAUUACAGUGUGAGAGAUACUUCAUCCCCUUGGCAAGGGGCACAGCUGGCAGUUUGACCUGCUUCCACUUUCCCUCUUCCCCAGAACCAAACSAGAAAUCCAGACCAAGCAGGAUGUGCUUGGGACCAGGAGCAGUAACUGUACCUGCUUGUGCAGUGCAUUUUUAGAGGCUUCACUGGGAGAGUGAAGGAUCUGAGAGCUCUGGGGAAGGUGYUGAGCAAGAAAAUUGCUUUUGGACCAAAGGUUUCUGGAAAUGUUUAGAAAAGGACCUUUUUCAGUGGCUUUGUAAGCCAGAGAGUACCACUGAGGCCCCAACAUACAACUCAGAAUAAUUGUACCAUGACUUGCACUGAAUGAUCCUGUGACUUGACUUUGCUUCAGUUCAGUGAGAGACUAAUUCUAGUUUUUGUAAAUAGCAACGUCAGAGUUCUUGGGGAGGCUUUUUGAAGGAAAACCUGGACAAAGGAGCAUCUUUUUUAGCUGUUUAGAGGGAAGGGUUUUAAAGGAAUAAUGAUGAUUGGCAUAUGUAUUUUUUGAAGACUUGUUAAAGAUCUUGGCUCAUAAUUACCUGAGAAUGAUCAGUAGUAAGUCAGUCUGUUAACUUUCUGUUUUAAGUGUGGAGAUUGAGAGCUAAGUUUGCACAGGUUCUGGCAUUCAUGGGUAUAAUUUGAUUGUGGGGAAAAAAGCAUGGAAG